GAAAUGGGGAGAAAUAAGACCUCUGUCACAGAGUUCAUCCUACUGGGAUUUCCUCUCAACUCAAGGAUUCAGAUGCUUCUCUUUGGGCUCUUCUCCCUGUUCUAUGCCUUCACCCUGCUGGGGAACGGGCUCAUCCUGAGACUCAUCUGGCUGGACUCCAGACUGCACACCCCCAUGUACUUCUUCCUCUCCCACCUGGCCAUCGUCGACAUAGCCUAUGCCAGCAACACGGUGCCCCAGAUGCUGGUAAACCUCGUGAAUUCAGACAAGCCCAUCUCCUUUGCUGGCUGCAUGACACAAACCUUUCUGUUCUUGAGUUUUGCUCAUACUGAAUGUCUUCUCCUGGUGGUGAUGUCCUAUGAUCGGUAUGUGGCCAUCUGCCACCCGCUCCGAUAUUCUGUCAUCAUGAGCUGGAGAGGCUGCAUCACCCUGGCAUUGACUUCCUGGAUUUUAGGAGUUCUCCUAGCCCUAGUACAUCUAGUGUUACUCAUACCAUUGCCCUUCUGUGGACCCCAGAAAGUUAACCACUUUUUUUGUGAAAUUAUAGCUGUCCUCAAACUUGCCUGUGCAGAUACCCACAUUAAUGAGACUAUGGUUUUGGCUGGGGCAGUAUCUGUGUUGGUAGGACCAUUCUCCUCCAUUGUGAUAUCUUACAUUUAUAUUUUAUGUGCCAUCCUAAAGGUUCAAUCAGGGGAGGGGCGCCAGAAAGCCUUCUCCACCUGUUCAUCCCACCUCUGUGUGGUUGGACUCUUUUAUGGCACAGCCAUUAUAAUGUAUGUUGGGCCCCGUAAUGGGAACCCCAAGGAGCAGAAGAAAUAUCUCCUCCUGUUCCACAGCCUUUUCAAUCCCAUGCUCAAUCCUCUGAUCUAUAGUCUGAGGAACAAAGAAGUCAAAGCUGCUCUGAAGAGGAUGCUUGAAAAAGAGCAAACUUCAUGA
Neofelis nebulosa (Clouded leopard) is the source of this 936-nucleotide messenger RNA. RefSeq names its product olfactory receptor 2A25. The coding region runs from base 4 to 936 and encodes 310 amino acids. The record is from RefSeq and is a predicted model, not a curated record. The transcript has a single exon. Gene Ontology annotation, molecular function: olfactory receptor activity; G protein-coupled receptor activity. Gene Ontology annotation, cellular component: membrane. Lineage: Eukaryota; Metazoa; Chordata; Mammalia; Carnivora; Felidae. Gene Ontology annotation, biological process: G protein-coupled receptor signaling pathway.